Messenger RNA from Osmia bicornis bicornis, 1720 nucleotides. RefSeq names its product putative high mobility group protein B1-like 1. The transcript is spliced from 8 exons. The record is from RefSeq and is a predicted model, not a curated record. Gene Ontology annotation, molecular function: DNA binding, bending. Gene Ontology annotation, biological process: regulation of transcription by RNA polymerase II. Bases 499 to 1107 code for a protein of 202 amino acids. NCBI's taxonomy places the organism in Eukaryota, Metazoa, Arthropoda, Insecta, Hymenoptera, Megachilidae.
UUGCUUUAUGCGAUCUGUUUUUUAAUGUCGAGUUCUGUCGUCAAUAAUCCGAAUUCUAUGGGUCAAUAACUAACGAGUAUUGUGUCUGUGAAUAUUCAGAAUUUCAAGAAAUCUUAAUUCGAGUAUUUGAUGCAAGUUGCAUUUAAGUAUUGUACGUGUUUCGUAUAUAAUGCUGAUCACGGUACGCGUGAUACGUACGGAUAGAUGCGUAUAGAUAGGGCCGAUCUGUAGAAUGGAUGCUUAAUAAGCUACAUUCUGCGUUGCUUAUAGUCGCUUUUCACGAACUCUUUGAAACGCUUGCUUUUAAUUAUUACGUGCAGCGAUUGCCUUUGUACGUCAUCUGUAGAAUGUGGGAAAAUAGUUCAUAAUGGUAUUUUAUUAAAGUCAUGACAACAGUUUGUUAUACUAUAUUUCAUAUACAUAUUUGUGAUUAUUGUGGUUUUGGAAAGAUUAUUAAUUUGUUGAGCAACUCAUUGUGAAUAAGAAUUUUAUUCAAUCAUGGAAUCAUCUGAUAGAAAGAAUGUUUAUCUCACAAAAGCUGGUGAUAAUUCUUUGAAUUCUGGAAUGAGAGAUACAAUGAUCGUUGGUCAAACAAACAUGACACCAGAAUGUGGUGAAUCUGUAAUGAAACCUGGGAAUGUAUCCAGUGUUUCAAAUAAUCAAGCAAAAUGGUCAAAUACUCAGAGUAAAAAUUUUAUCAUUAAUGCAGUACCAGUGAAAAAUGAAAUUGUACACCUUGAAGAUGGAGCACAUUGCAAUAAAAAAAUGUAUUAUUAUGAUAGACAUUACACAGGUCAUGAAGAAACAGAAAGACCAACUCGUAGAGGAACAAAAAGAUACAGAGAUAAAGAUGCACCCAAAAGAGCAUUGUCUGCCUUUUUCUAUUUUUGUCAAGAACUGCGCGGAAAAAUGAGAGAAUUACAUCCAGAAAUGGGAGUAGGUGAUAUUGCCAAAGAGCUGGGAAAAUUAUGGAUGAGUACAGAUCUUCAAACUAAAUCAAAAUAUAUGGCAAUAGCAGAAGAGGAUAGAGCCAGAUAUGAAAGAGAAAUUAUUGCAUAUAAUAAAAGAGUAAAAAACUAUGAUCCGGAAGAAGUUGGGCCUGUAUAAGUUUUUUCCUUAAUUGAUUGAGGAAGAAGGGACAGUGUACUUUGUCCUAAUUCAAGCACUCGCCAAUUAAAAAUGUAUAACAAUUUUACUAAUAGUUUAGUAUUGUCAAUCGUUGUAUAUAUUAAGUACACUGUUGACAUUAAUAUCUAAAGAUUUUUCUGUAUCAAAUUUGGUUAUAACUUUUGAAAAUAGUAUUUGCAACAAGCUGUCAUUUUACAUUAAUUUUAUAAUUGGAUGCUAUUUUUUGUGAAUAAGGUGUGCUAAUAUAUCUACAAACGAUACCUAAUACACAUUAAUAUCAAUAGUAAUAAUAAUGAAAACGAUGAUGCUGGUGAUAAUAAUAAUAAAAAUAUUAUUAUUAUUAUUAUUAAUGAUGAUAACGAUCAUCUAUAUUGCUAAUAAAUAUGUUAUACACAAUUGAAGCACAAUAACAAAAGUCAAGCAAGGUGAGCUUUGUACAGUGCACUUUUCUUGUCUAAUUACGCAUUAUUCAUGUUUAUAAUGAUAAAACUAGAUAUCAGGGACUAUUUAUAUCUAAAACCCUGUAUAGAAUACAUAUUCCAUGUAUUUUGUUCUUUUUCCAAUAAAGAUAAAAUCAUUUAAAAUAUUAUAA